This is a messenger RNA of Drosophila busckii, 1002 nucleotides long. RefSeq names its product fibrinogen-like protein 1. Bases 20 to 964 code for a protein of 314 amino acids. The record is from RefSeq and is a predicted model, not a curated record. NCBI's taxonomy places the organism in Eukaryota, Metazoa, Arthropoda, Insecta, Diptera, Drosophilidae. The transcript is spliced from 3 exons.
CAGUUCCCAUAAAUUCAGCAUGAGGAAUUUCCUGAACUUUGUGUUUCUUUGCAUUGUUCUCUAUGCAAAAGUUGAAUGUGAAACAUCUGAACAUCCGCUGAGUCAAUCCUGCGAUUCAUUUUGUUUUAAAACGCUGAAACCGCUGCUUGGAUACGCUUCGGAUACAAAACUAAAGCUUGAGGAGUGUGCGGACUUACAGUCCAAGCUGAACGAUCAGCAAGCAAUUACUAAAAAUAAAAUUGAUCUCAUCAAUGUCUACAAAGAUCUUUGUGAAAACCAAACAGCCGAACUGGCAGCUCUUAAGCAGCAGCUUGCUGAUAUAAAAAACGCCUUAAUUUCUCCCCUAUCUGGAAGCUGCAUUCGUAAACAAACUGAUGUUUACGAUAUUAAAGUUCCUGGCAUGGAAGCCUUCAAAGUUAGUUGCGACUCAAGUCUGUAUAAUAAUGGUUGGACUGUCAUUCAACGCAGACAGGAUGGAAGUGAAAAUUUUAACCGAAAUUGGACUGAAUAUCGCGAAGGAUUUGGUGAUAUACGCAGCGAAUUCUUUAUAGGUCUGGAGAAACUUUAUUUGCUUUUAAAGUCACAACCUCAUGUAUUGUAUAUACAUCUGGAGGAUUUCAGGCAGGAAAAGCGUUUUGCGCUUUAUACUAACUUUUUUAUAGGCAAUGAAGAUGAGGCAUAUGCGUUGAAAUCGCUUGGAGUGUACUCGGGUAAUGCGAAAGACGCAAUGAGAAACCAUUUAAAUAUCAAGUUUUCGACACCAGAUCGUGAUAAUGACAUGAAGAAUGGAACCUGUGCUGAAUCGUUUGAGUCAGGCUGGUGGUUUAAUAAGUGUUACAAUUGCAAUCUUAAUGGCAUAUAUUCUGCAACUGAUUCUGAUGAGGAUUUAAAAGGGUUGCAAUGGCGACAUUGGCACGUGAGACCAUUAAAAUUCGUGCAAAUGAUGAUAAGACCUAGAGACUAGAUAGAAGCUUAGCUUGUGAAUAUUUUAAAAAUAAACUA